UUUCUCCCAGGCAACUUUUUUUGUCAGUGGGUCACUUAUUGACGUCAAAACUACAAUUCCCGACACCUUUAGCUGCGCUCCCGGAUGUUUGUGUCUCCGCGAGGAAGAUGAGGUCUCUGUGACCGCACUGGGUUGUGGGAUAGGUGGGGGUAUUUCCAUCAUGGCGGCUUCUAUUUCGGGCUAUACGUUCAGUUCUCUGUGUUAUCACAGUGCCAACAGCAACUCCGACCACGAAGGCUUUCUCUUGGGAGAAGUAAGGCAAGAGGAGACUUUCAGCAUCAGUGAUUCACAAAUUAGCAGCACAGAGUUUCUUCAAGUUUUAGAAAUCCAUAACCAUGAGCCGUGCUCACAACUUUUUAGCUUUUAUGACUACGCAGGUAAAAUCAAUGAGGAAAAUCUCAAAAGAAUUCUCAAAGAAAGAAGAAAAAAUGUUAUUGGCUGGUAUAAGUUUCGCAGAAACACACAACAGCAGAUGUCUUUCAGGGAGCAGAUUAUUCACAAACAGCUGACCCACAUUCUUGGAGUGCCUGACCUCGUCUUCCUUCUCUUCAGCUUCAUCUCCACUGCAAAUAACUCCACACAUGCAUUAGAGUAUGUGCUGUUCAGGCCAAACAGAAAGUACAAUCAGAGGGUCUCGCUUACCAUCCCAAAUCUAGGCAAUACAAGCCAGCAGGAGUAUAAGGUUUCAUCUGUACCAAAUACAUCUUGGAACUACGCCAAGGUGAUAAAGGAACAAGGGGCUGAAUUCUUUGACAAAGACGGGGUAAUGAAGGACAUCAGAACAAUUUUUCAGGUGUACAAUGCACUGCAAGACAAAGUCCAGGCAGUCUGUGGAGAAGUGGAACAUAGUGAACGUCUGAAGGAAACCUUUCAAGAAGAAGUAAAGAAACUUAAGAAGCAAAUAGCUCUCAGGAAAAGUGAAAAGGAGGAGGAAAGGAGACUUUCACAAGUGCCGGAAGAACACAAGAACACAUAUCGUGCUUAUAACUCUCAGGUAGUGUGUCCUGGUAAUGCAGCUGAAGAGUACAGCCUGGAGAACCAAGAUACCUCAGAGACACCACCUCCAUACUCCGAGGUCAUUCCCCUGGACAGCACAGCGGCCAGUCAGGAGACCAGCACUGCCUACCUGCCGCGGCCCCAGGCGGUGGGCUCAUCAAGCUACGCCCAGCCGAGUCUAGGAGCUGCCAAAUAUUCAGGAAACGGAGAUGGCUCCAGCACCGACUCCUCACAAGGGACACCAGGCAGUGGAGUGGUUGGGCAGCUAGCGAAGGGGGAAGAGGAGGAGGAGGAGGAAGAUGAGGAGGACAGCAGCGAAUAUGAGAACUUGGCAAACGAGCCCUCAGAAUCCUCUGACAGUGAAUUCUCGCAGCUUGCAGAGGGACGACCGGCAUCGCUGAGGCCAGACGGUGAUUCCAGGAACUCCCAGGCCUCUCAUAUCUGACAAGGGGGAGGGUUAGGGGAGUGAUAGCUCAGCGAAACAUGGGUCCUGAAUUUGCUUGAGUAAACAAUCUGAAUUCAAAUAGACUGAGGAAGCUGAAGCAUUUAGAAAAAAAAAAAAAAAGCAAAUCAAAUCCAGAAAAUAAAGCCGUGCACAGACAAUUUUAAGAAGAGACGCUUCCGCUGGUUUUUUGUUUUAAAUUUUUAUUUGCCCUGUUGGAAACCUUUUGCGCCAGAUUCCUGACACACAGAUGGGCGCUUGAGGAUCCUAGCCCUUCCUGUGCCAGUGAACAUUUUUAAAGAUCCUUUUAGGGUUUUGGAGGGAGGGUGUUCUUUUGGGGGGGGGGAAAAAAGGCUGCUUAUGAAAUCGUAGUAAUAAUGAAUUAAAUUAAUAGUAAUAAAAAAAAUCUUCCAGUUGGUUCCACAUUUUGGUUACACUGUGGUAAUGCCAGUAAACCAUUUCGGGGUAAACAGACUAUCCAGAUUAGUCUGUGUUCAUUGUCUAGGAUUUAGCUAGAGAAUCAAAUCAUACCAUUACCUCUUGCACUAUUUUGCCUUGUUUUUAAAUUUAUUUAAAAGAAGAAAAGGGAAAAAAAUGUAAUUUGUCAGCGGCCUUUGAAGUUCUUUGGUUUUUAUGAGCCAGAGUAGAGGUUAGUUAGGAAAAGUGUUUUACAAGAACUAUAAGAAACCUAAUCGGAACAAAGAAAAAAUAUUAUAUACUUGAUUUAGCUUGCACGUUUUUUGAAAAUUAUUUAUGUAAGCAGGACAUACUUAGUUUGAUCUGUGUAUCAAUGUGUGUUUAAAGAGAAAACAAUACAGUAGUCUGUCGCGUAUCCGAUGGCAGUGGGACCAGAGAAAGGGGGAUAUGUAAAAAGUCAGAUAAAUUAAUCCUGUUUUAAAUAGAAUUAUACCAUUAUACACAGCUGUAACAAUUACUAUAUUCACACAGGGAGAUCCCCUAAAUCUCUUGUUUAGAAAGAUACAGGGUAUUAAUGCUUGUGACAGAGUAGCCGUCUGCCGUGUGGGUGCGUGCAUUCGCUGCUGAGUGACAGGCAGGAGAUUGAGACGGAGGUUGAAGUUGAUACGCCCCGCAGGCGAACAAUGUUCAACACACUGAACAAUACGAAAACUUUGGUGGGAUCUACAAUCUCUGAACUAAUCUCUGUUCAAUAAUAAACAAACUCCGGCUACUCGCCUGGCUGACGGCGGUUUUGACUUGCUUACUCAGUCUUCGGUAUCCUACCCUGGUUCUGGUUCUCACUCACUCACACUCGCACAUCAGUGAACUUCAGCUUCUUUACCCUUGUUGGCUUUGGUUUUGCAGCAGCCCUGAGGUGAAUAAAUGUAACGUUUUUAUACCCGACCCCUGCUGGAACACACCUACCUGCUGAUUAGAUUCCACACCUGGUAAUUACACACAGCAGGCAGGAGCGUCCGGUACUUAAUUAAUUAAUUACAAUAAAUACACACUAUUUACAAUAUACAUUUACACAAAAAAUCCUCUUCAUGCGCAGGGCUCCUGCCCUGCCACAGUGCUAUAUACACUUACAUUAGUGUCAGGUAAUUUUAUACAGCAGCAAAUACAUAGGGUUAGGGUAAAAAAAAAAAAAAACUUUUAAUUGUAAGCACAACUCGCUUUUGCUUUCCUGUAGCCAUUUUGCAUUAGUGCUGUAACGUUGCUGAAGAGCUUGAUCAUGGUGGAUAAACGGUUAGGGCGGAUACACGAUGGAUUACUGUAUAACAAUUAAACAAAAUCACCAUCAAUAAUGAACUGGUAGUCAAUGCCAGGGCACGCUGUCCAUCUCUGUAUCAUCAGGAAUAACACUGAUCUCAUCUGCUCUUUGGUGUGCUUACAUUGCUUAUUUACAUUGCUAAUUUCUUAUGCUAUUAACCGAUACUGUAAAUCUGUGCCACAAAUAAAUGUGCCGUUACUUUCGGGAGCUGCAGAGCGCAAUUCUGUGAAUUUCAUUUAGACUGUUUGCAGAACCGGCGCUCAAAACAAUUUGCUAAACAGUCUGUUAUCUUUAAGGUUGACACACCCAAACUGAAAUCUAUGAGCAGGAGAAUCUGCAUCUUUUCCUUUCCAUAUCUACUCCUGCUUUAGAUAACAAGGUCAUGUUCCGUGGGAAGUGAAAGGGAAGUAACUCACGAAGGUCCUAGUGAAAUCAUUGGCAUUUACUGCAAUGGCCUUCCAUAUUUAAUAAAGGGGCGACGUGCUGAAAUCAUGGGUUUUGUUGCCUUCUGUUGAUGAGCCCUGUAGAAGUAUUCCCAAAAGGAAAAGGAAGAAGGUUUAUGCUGAGAGUUCUCACUGACACCUGUCGAACACUCCUUACAAACCAAAAGGCAAUAAACAUCAGAACAGGGUUACUCCCAAGCCUGAGGAUGGAAGACACUUUUCCCUAAGUUUAAUCAAGAAACCUGAUUUGUAUAAGGAUUAUAAAUGCAUUAAUUCAGUUUGUACAGUCUGUGCUGACUUUCUAUUUUUAGAUAAUAUAUCUGGGUCUAAUGAAGCUGCUUGUGUUUUGACUAAAUGGAUUUAUGAUAUAUGGUACAGUGCACAAAGAGAACCCUCACAUGAAACAUCUAUUCCUGUACAACUAUUAAUGGCAGUUCAUUAUUUUCCAGACUAGGUUGCGAUUAUCAAAGACAAUUCAUAGUUCCCGAAUGGCUGGAAUGAGAUUGAACUCAUUUUCAUAUGAAGUAGUGAAAUAUUAUUUUGAUACCAAUCCAGUUUGACCACUAGUACCAGAGCGGAAUGAAUGUAUUUAAAAAAAAAAAAAAAAAGGUUUUCUGUCUACUUGUUUCUAUAAUGUGACAUAUUUAACUAAGGACAAUGGGUUUCUUUAUUAGUUUGUCUUUAAACUGUUUAAAUUGUCUUCAGAUAUUAAAACAAGAAUAUUCUAUAAAAAUAAUA
Acipenser ruthenus (sterlet) is the source of this 4351-nucleotide messenger RNA. RefSeq names its product BRISC complex subunit abraxas 2-like. The transcript is spliced from 9 exons. Gene Ontology annotation, biological process: protein K63-linked deubiquitination; mitotic spindle assembly; attachment of spindle microtubules to kinetochore. The record is from RefSeq and is a predicted model, not a curated record. NCBI's taxonomy places the organism in Eukaryota, Metazoa, Chordata, Actinopteri, Acipenseriformes, Acipenseridae. Gene Ontology annotation, cellular component: nucleus. Gene Ontology annotation, molecular function: microtubule binding; polyubiquitin modification-dependent protein binding. Bases 161 to 1441 code for a protein of 426 amino acids.